Gossypium arboreum is the source of this 605-nucleotide messenger RNA. Its product is annotated as chaperone protein dnaJ 11, chloroplastic-like. The record is from RefSeq and is a predicted model, not a curated record. Bases 98 to 430 code for a protein of 110 amino acids. The transcript has a single exon. Lineage: Eukaryota; Viridiplantae; Streptophyta; Magnoliopsida; Malvales; Malvaceae.
GUGCAUAUGGUUGUACAUUUGGUUCCCCCCGCGCCACUUAUAAAUCUCUUACAUCUUCAUCUCCUUCUUUGUUACCUUAAAACCCUUUUAUUUAUCAAUGGCUUCAUCUGUAUCAUUGUACGAGGUUCUUGGUGUACCAGUGAGUGCAAACGGUAAUGAAAUCAAGGCAGCUUAUAGAAGACUUGCGAGGACGUGGCACCCUGAUGUUGUGUCUGUAAAUCAGAAAGAAAUGUCUGCUGAUCGGUUCAUGAGAAUCCAUGCAGCGUAUUCCACGUUGUCGGAUCCUAAUCAACGUGCGGAUUAUGAUAGGAAUCUUAGACGGUGGAACCGUCCCUUUACGACUAUGGAAGCAACUGCGACGGCGGUGGGUUCCUAUGGGUUUUCUAGUUAUGGUGGUAAUAGGAAUUGGGAGACCGAUCAGUGCUGGUAGUUAAUUAUAAGUAUUUUUUUUAAUUAUUAAUGUAUUUUUCAUGUUCGUGGUCCAUGAAAAUCAAUCUUUUUAGAAUUUAUAUUUAUCUCUAUCUUACUUUUAUUCUUAAAAAUGUAAUACAUUUUAUCAUUGUACCUAACAUAAUCAUAAUUAGUGUCGUAUAUCAUUGUGACAA